Molecule: messenger RNA, 6043 nt
Organism: Dromaius novaehollandiae (emu)
Lineage: Eukaryota; Metazoa; Chordata; Aves; Casuariiformes; Dromaiidae
Gene: RNF144A
Product: ring finger protein 144A
Exons: 9
Coding region: 447-1325 (292 amino acids)
Biological process (GO): positive regulation of proteasomal ubiquitin-dependent protein catabolic process; ubiquitin-dependent protein catabolic process; protein polyubiquitination
Cellular component (GO): Golgi apparatus; cytoplasm; ubiquitin ligase complex
Molecular function (GO): ubiquitin conjugating enzyme binding; ubiquitin protein ligase activity; zinc ion binding
Source: RefSeq, a predicted model, not a curated record
CCGCUUCCAAGCGCGCGCGGGGCGGCGCGGCGGGACGGCGGCGGCUGCGCGGCGCCCGCGCGCCCGGCUGCGCGGCGGCGCGCCCGCCCCCGCCCCACCUUCCUGGGCCGGCGGGGAAAAGCCGCGGCAGCGGCGCCGCCGCGCGCACUCGGGCUCCGCUGCGGACGGCGCCGCGAGGGGCGGGGGACGCGACCAUGGCCGGGGCGGCGGCGCCGCCCUGCCGCGGCCACUCGGGGUAGCGCGGGAGCCGCAGCCGCCCCCUUGGCGGCAGAGGCGGCGGCUGGUUAAGAGAUGCUAUCAUUGACUGUUUUGAAGUAUUGGAAGAAACCAUAUGAUGAUAUGGUUGCCCUCCCUUCUUCUCUUCCACGCGCCCUGGACCCCAACGUUCAUUACAGUCAUUGCUCCUGAAGACCUGGAACAGGGCAUAUCGAUGAGACUGCUCUGCAAUGACUCCAGCAAGAUACAGGCCUACCUGGGACUUGGUACUUGACCCAUUAGUGUCCUGCAAGCUCUGCCUUGGCGAAUAUCCUGUGGAGCAGAUGACAACAAUAGCACAAUGCCAAUGCAUCUUCUGUACCCUGUGCCUAAAACAAUAUGUGGAGCUUUUGAUCAAAGAAGGUCUAGAAACAGCAAUUAGUUGCCCUGAUGCUGCCUGCCCAAAGCGAGGUCAUCUACAAGAAAAUGAGAUUGAGUGCAUGGUUGCAUCAGAAAUCAUGCAAAGAUACAAGAAGCUACAAUUUGAAAGAGAAGUGCUUUUGGAUCCAUGUCGGACUUGGUGUCCCUCCUCUACUUGCCAGGCAGUUUGCCAGCUCCAGGAAUCAAGCCCUCAGAACCCCCAGCUGGUCCAGUGCAAAGCCUGUGAGAUAGAGUUCUGCUCCGCUUGCAAAUCUAACUGGCACCCAGGUCAAGGCUGUCAAGAGAAUAUGCCAAUCUCCUUUCUUCCAGGAGAAACAAGUUCAGUUUUUAAAAUGGAAGAUGAUGAUGCUCCAAUCAAGCGCUGUCCAAAGUGCAAAGUUUACAUUGAGCGAGAUGAAGGCUGUGCCCAAAUGAUGUGUAAGAACUGCAAACAUGCCUUUUGCUGGUACUGUCUGGAAUCCCUUGAUGAUGAUUUUCUCCUUAUACAUUAUGACAAAGGACCUUGUCGAAACAAGUUGGGACACUCCAGGGCAUCUGUCAUCUGGCACAGAACACAGGUGGUAGGAAUUUUUGCAGGAUUUGGUCUUCUCCUUUUGGUGGCCUCCCCUUUCCUUCUACUUGCUACGCCAUUUGUUCUGUGCUGCAAGUGCAAAUGUAGUAAAGGUGAUGACGACCCUCUGCCUACCUAGACUGAGAGAAGAUUGGACUCAUCACAACAUACGUUUUGAUUUUAUUGUUGCUGUUGUUGUUUUCCUCUUGCACUUACAUUGCUGUAGCCUUACUUGGCCCGUUCUGCUUUUUGUUGACACACAGUCUUGGUUCCAAGAACUGUUGUUAAUACUGCUGCAUAGAUCAAUUGAUACUAGACAAGGAGGGUAAUGGAAGGCAAGUUUCAUGCUUAAGGAAGACCAUGGACCAAGGUAGCUAUCUGAAAUGAAGAGGUGAUUCUGCAAAAAAUAAUGCAAAAGGUUUCUGUUGCCCUUAUUGGUGGACUGGGAACUGUGCUAAAUGACAUCGGCAAAACAAAAAUACAUACAAAUCUAAACUUUUUGCAUAUCCGUUUGCUUCAAAAUUUGGUGUCUUAUUCCUCUAUGUAUUUAAGCUGCCUAUCAUUUAAAUUGGAUAGUAAACUCAGAGGGAAUUUAACAUAUUUAUUACACUUCUGUUUUUUGUUAAUAUUGACAUCGCAGCAUCCUUUUUAGUGCAUAUUUUUCUGAGAAUAGCAAAAUCAAUAAGGUGCAUAUAGGCCAUCCUAUGCCUUUCUUGAAAAUUGGGGAGGGAUAGGGGGACAAAAUUGUUCCCUAUUGCCUUCUGGGAAUUUUAGGAAGUCUUAUGAGAAAUUUGUUUGAUUGAAAACUACAUUUCUGAAAUGAAUUUAUGAAGCUGUAAGGUUGAGUGGUGACACAAACCUGCUAUCUAAUCAAGGUUCUUUUAAAAAUGCAUUGAUGGUAUUGAUUACCACUGAACCACUAGUAUUUUUCAGAAUUGUUAUUUUUUGCUGUCGUUUAGGGUUCUGCUACACUUACAGGGCUAUAUAACUUCUAAUCCAGGUAUCUUAAUCUUUUUAUAUAGAGAGAGAUAUAUAUAUAUAAUCCUAUUUAAACCAAAUGUGUAAAUAGCUGUGCUAUUGAAAUAUUUUGGAAGUUCAGGAUAGCUUGCUUCUGUCUUAAGGGCAGUUAUUAAAAAAAACAGGACUAAUUUUACUAUUCAGCAGACUUUGGGUUAUCAAUGAAUCUUUCCUUUUAAGUGUAAAAAUUCUAAGUAUCAGAAUGAUCCCUGUAGUUAGUAAUAAAAAUGCCUGGGAUAUUUGUGGAAGUUGUAUUUAACAUUUAAACUACUUAGCCCAUUUUCAGAGUUAAUAUUGUAUGGUGUAUGCUGUUAAUAACAAUGCUGUGACAAAACAAGUUUUUAUUUGACAGCGAAUCAGUGACCUGGUUUGGUAGUUUUUCAGAAUUCACAGUGCUGUGUGUUUCCAGGGUAGUAAAAUAUGCUAGUCGGCAAACUGUUAGUCAGUAGUUUUUAUUUAGUAACAUUUUGUGGAAAAUGAUCUUAGCUGUUUUUAAAGCCUGUAAGAAUUUAACUAACAACUUUUCAUCAUGGAAUAUGAUGCACCUGAAUCGCUGUGUAUGUUUGUGUGUAAUCCUGGAGGAAAACAUUCUUUUGAAUGGCGUGUGGACUGAAGUUUGACUGCAUUUAUUUCAUUAUCACUUAUGUCUAUGCAUUAUCGAUAUACUAAGGUGGGUGAAUAUAUUGAAUCCAGGGUGACUUUGCACUGAAAAUGUAUCAGGACCUUUAAACGCAACUGUUUAUGGCUGCUCUCACAGGCUGGGAGUACAUUUUCAUAGCUCAGUCAUAAGGAAUUGACUCCUUUUUUUCCAUUAACUUUUGUUUUAUACUGCCUAUUAAAUAAAAUGAUUAGAGGGUACAAUUUUGAAAAGGCCACUGUCCUUUUGUAAAACUAGUCUUGAACUCUUUCUUCCCAUUUUUCCAAGUUUUAAAGGUAUCCAAAUUCAAAGUGUAUCUAAAUCCAAAUUUUACUUCCAGGAGUUGCACGUUUGCUUGCCUAGCUGGAUUUUAAUGAGUUCAGCCAUUAUAACAUGAAGGAAAAGGAUAUCUGUUUACCAGCAAGUCUGAAUUCCUUAUGAUAGCUUCACCUUUUUUAUGGCAUUGCACACUUCAGAUCUUUGCUUUAAUAUCUAUUUUUGUUUUCAUAGUUCUUGUUAGCCAAUAUUUUACAUCAUCUUUGAUAUUAAAAAUGGCUUAGUUAUUCAAAAAUAUUCCUAGGGGAAAGCUGGGUAACACAUCCAGUCACCUUGUUUGCCAGCUCCCAAGUAGUAUGUGAAGCACUGCUGGAUUCAGUGGGCAGUGAAGUGGUUAUCUCGCUCCAGUUCUGGCAGCAAAUAAGUCCAUAUCACCAGAGAUACUGAAGGAGAACACUGUUCAAGCUUGGCUUGUCUUGAGUCAUUGCUUCAAUGUGCAGAAAUAAUGGAAACCCUUCUGUGAAUGACAGCCUCCUGCAGGUAAGCUUCUAAGACUGAGUGGGAAAGCUUGAACCAUGGUCUUUGAUCUCUGGCCUUGUAACUCAAUUUAACUAGUGAAAAAAAAAAUGGACAAAAGGAUGUAAAGAUUUCCUGGGCUGUAAAUUUUCCAAUUGCGAGCGCUAAGAGAUUUUCCUCUGAGUGGCACUGUUUCUAGUGACCAGUUCUACUAGAGUGUCAGAAGGCAGCAGAGGUGCGGUGGCCUAUUAACAGUAUCUGGGUUGUCAUGGUACACGGUUUAUUUUCUACUGUGCCUUCCUUAGAGACAGUCUUUAUGUGGCAAUGUAGCGAAUCUUGCUUUCCAUGGUAGAGAACUACUGUCCCCUGGGUGGCUAGCUAAUCAAUGUCAAAAUUAAGGGAUGUCCAGAUUCAAAAAAGAAAAAAAGGGAAGUGAAAAAAAUCCUUUUCAAAUAUAAAUAUUUUAAAAUGGUAGUUUAUAACUGAUGCUCAAAGGUAACAUUAUAUAUGAGCAGAAAACUUUGUACUUUUGUCAGCAUAUCUUUCUCUGAUCUCAACAUACUUGAAUUGCUACUGGAGAUCUCUGUGUCAUGUCACUUGGUACACAUUCUGGCUCUUGGGAUAGACCAUAUGCCUAGAUACAUUUACCAAAUACCUAAUCCUUUCAGGUAUGCUAAAUGUCAUUUCUUCUGCAUUGUUUUGGGGGAAUUUUUGUUUUUCUUUUUUUUUUCUUUUUAAUGCUGUUUUUUUUUUCCUGAGUAGUGUAUUUUCGGUAGUGAUGUACUGAGGUUGGGGCUUUUUUGUGUUACAGUUUAUGUUGAUAGUGUGACAUCUAAUACCCUGAAAUCAGAUUGUAAAUAUAUUAUUUUAGAUUUUGACAUUUAAGCCCUGUGUCAUGGAAAAGUGAAUGUUUAUGUCUCUGCUGCUUUUCAGAUGACUCUGUUGUAACAGCUUUGUCUUUUUAAAUUUUCGUCUAAAAAUGAGAUUCACUGCAUGAUUUUUGCUGCAUUCUUACAGCUGUGCUAUGAUUUAGUUUGUUUGCAUUGCCUUAAAUUCUGUUUUAAUGGUUUUUUUUAGCAGUACAUGGUUUGCAUGAUCUGUUGGGAUGAAGUAGUGUCUUGUCUAGUGAGCACAGGAGUGAGUGAGGCAGGACUCGUAAGGCUUUGCUUCUCCCUGGACUUGCCAUUAGUUGUGCUUGAGUCAGUUCUGAGCAAGAUCAGUAGCAAAACCCGCUCUGGCUUCAGUGACAGCAGCAUUGGGUCUUCCCAUGUGACCUUGGACAAGUCAUUUUUCUUCUUUUAUCGCAAUUUACCCAUCUUUUAAAUGGAUGGAACAAUGCUCAGCUACCUCACAGGAGUGUUGUGAGGAUGAUUUCAUUGGUUUUGGGGCUCUUCAAGAUUCUCUGAUGAAAGAUUAUGUAUAAAUGCCUACUGUGGUUUAUGUUAAUAUUUAAAUUUUAUUCAAGUUGGCAUUCAUCCUUAAACCUCCUACUACUGACUGCAGCAUACCAAGAGUUUGGGAUUCUUUCCCCCACAUACCAAGCAGCAUGAUCUUUCCUCAAAUACUCUGACUUAUAAAUUAGGUGAGGUCCCAAAUGAGAGCUGAAUGGCUCAACUCUCAGCAUGCAGUUAUGCCCUGACAUGCAGGAAACACAGUCAAAAUUAGUGAAAAGCUCUCUUGCGUAUGGAGCUGACAGGAUAAAUAUUCGUAGAUCAGAAAAAGAUGAUAUGCUUUCGAUUUAAAAAUGUUAUGGACAAGAAAACAAAAAUGAAGUUUCAUCUGUAGUCCUUUGACUGUGAAAUAAUAAAUAUGUUUAAAAAUAACUAUGUUUAAUAUAAGUGGUGUUCAACCCAAUAAGGUGCAGCAUGCAUAAAGCUUUGUGCAGGUUUGCUUUCUAAAACCAAAGUUUGUGCGUUUCAUAUAUAUAAUCUGGCAUCCUGAGGAAAAUGGAUAGAAUAUGGAGGUUAUUGCUGACAGCGAUAUUAAAGACAUCAAAAAAGCCUGCAUCAGCGCUUAAUUGCUAAUGCACUUAUACUAAGUAAAGCAUGCUGUUUGUGUUUAGAGCCCUGUGGUCCUCAUUAUUGCUUUGAUUUGUGUAUCUCUCUUAUAAGAAUUCCAGGAACAUUAGGUACCGGUACAUGGUACAUAACUGAACCUUUCUUGAUCAUUUUAUCAUGGGAAUAUUUUAAGCUUGUAUAGGGAUAAGCAUGAAGGAGUCAUGCAUAUGUAUAAAUAAUGUAUUUGAGCAGUGUAAAAAUAGUUCUGUUGAUGUAUUUGAAAUGUAAGUACAUUUUGUGCCACUAACACUGUGAUGUAUAAAAGAGCUGUUGAAUGCCUUUUAAUGUUGUGUUUUGUACUUUGAAUCAUAUUGGAGAGUUUAAUUUGUAAUUUCAAUAGAUAUUUUAAAUGAA